Chironomus riparius is the source of this 315-nucleotide messenger RNA. Lineage: Eukaryota; Metazoa; Arthropoda; Insecta; Diptera; Chironomidae. The record is from the annotation of a GenBank genome assembly.
AUGAGAUUCCAACUUACAAUAUUGUUCACAAGUGUUAUUUUUGCUGCAACAGCUUACAUCAAUGAUGACAAAAAUUAUUGGGAAACUGAAGACGAACCAGUUGCUUCAACAGGUGCGUCUAGUGAAGAUGAUUUGAAGCCAUGUAAAAUGAGUGAAAAUGAAGUUUAUUAUAACGUUUUCCCGAACAUAUAUGUUCGUGUAACAUGCGAAAAGAUUUCAAAAUUUUCAAUCAUUUCUAUAACUUUUGGAACUUUGGUAUUGCUAUUGUCUUUAAAAGUUACAUAUGAUAUUAACGUAAGACCAAACCAAUUUUAA